UCGCCUUCCCACUUAGACAUCGCCACCAACUUCCCACUAUCGACAACCCUGUACCAAGUAUACUUCCCAGAGGCACAGUCGUAUUUCGUCCUCAUACCAUUCACGCUCACACGUGGCUCGCGAGUUUGCCCAGGCGAUGUAACGGAGGGUGGGCAUCGCCAGGGGAAGCUUGUUCGGAAGCCUGACCAUGGCUUGGACGUCCUCAUCAGCCCAUCCCGCAUCCUGGUAGGCCGGGUACUGAGGCGUCACCAAGCGCAAGCAGACGAGAGAAAGCUUCUGCAUGCUCUCAACGGAUCGGCCCAUCCAUCCCGGCUGCGGGGUUCGUUCCCAAGUGUGGCACUACAAAUCUAAGAACUUGAGCCGCGGCGCAACGAGGGGAAGCAGGUCCCAGUAUUGCGGCAAAUCGAUGUAGGAAUGCAGCGAC
Messenger RNA from Dichomitus squalens LYAD-421 SS1, 424 nucleotides. RefSeq lists its product as uncharacterized. The record is from RefSeq and is a predicted model, not a curated record. The transcript has 2 exons. NCBI's taxonomy places the organism in Eukaryota, Fungi, Basidiomycota, Agaricomycetes, Polyporales, Polyporaceae. The annotation marks the transcript as partial.